AUGAUGGUGGCGGCUUUCUUUUAUAUUUUUUUUUUAGGAAACGUUUUUUUACUCCCCCUCCCUCCCUCCCUCUCUCUCCCUCUCCCUUUCUUUCCUUCCCCCUCUCCCACCCUCCCUCACCCUCUCCUUCCGUCCUCCUCUCUUCCUCUCCCUUUCUUUCUUUCCUUCUUUCUUCCUCUCCCUCGCUCACCCUCUCCUUCCCUCCCUCCUUCUCCACCUCCCUGUCUCCCUCUCUUUGCCUCUCCCUCCCUCCCUCCUCUCUCCCUCUCCAUCCCCUCCCUCCCUCUCCCUUUCUUUCUCCCUCCAUCACCCCCUCCUUCCCCCCCUCCCUCUCUGUGUCCCUAUCUCCCUCUCUCUCCCUCCCACUACCACCUCCUCUCUCCUCUCUCCAUCUCCAUCCUCUCCCUUUCUAUCCUUCUCCCUCUCCAUCCCUCUUUUUUCCUCUCUCCCUCCCUCUCCCUUUCUUUCCUUCUUCCUCUCCUUCCCUCCCUCCCUUUCCCUCCCUCCCUCCCUCUCCAUGUCCCUGUCUCCCUCUCUCGCCCUCCCCCUCUUUCUCUCUCCUCUCUCCAUCCUUUCCCUUUCUUUCCUUCUUCCUCUCCUUCCCCCUGUCCCUCUCUGUCCCUUCCUUCCUUCCUUCCUUCCUUCCUUCUUUCUUUCUUUCUUUCUUUCUUUCUUUCUUUCUUUCUUUCUUUCUUUCUUUCUUUCUUUCUUUCUUUCUUUCUUUCUCUCUCCAUCUCCGUCCUCUCUCUCCCUCUCCCUUUCUUUCCUUCUUCCUCUCCUUCCCUCCCUCUCCCUCUCCAUGUCCCUGUCUCCCUCUUUCUCUCUCUCCUCUCCAUCUCCAUUCUCCCUCUUCUCCCCGCCCCACCCCACAAUAUCUCUGGCGGUUAUUCGGAACGCGAGCUCCGUUGGACUUCCGGACGGGGAAGCGGCGGCUUUGAAACACAAUUGGAGAGCUUUCAUUGGAGCGGAGGGCGAGGGAGGCAUUCCGGUUCUCGUCCCGCCGAAUCGGAAGCUGUUUUUCUAUUUUUGAAAUGAUCGCUUCCGUCAGUUUCCGUAGUCUGGGUGGAACACUUUCACUCCGGUGGUGGGAAUGUAUGCAAUGGCGCGAGAGUUUAAAUAGUAAAUUAUUGUUAUUUUUCCUUCCAUUUCUUUUUGUUACAAAACAGAGAAGGGUUUGUAAUCCGUGGGAAGAAAAUGGCAUCAUAAAACUCUUUAAAACAAGCCUGCAUAAUUUACCAAUCUUGGAAAUUCCGCUCUUUAUGCUCCGUAAAACUGUUGUAUAUUUUGGACGCUCAGUUCCCAGCACAUAUUCCUGGGAAAAAUUCCUGGGUGGAAGGGCCCUUGCCACUGGCUUCGGUUUACAAAAUUAGGUUCUACUCUUCCUGUAGCAUGGCUAGUCAACACAACAACUGAAGCAAUUACAACCCGGUCAACUGGUCACCCCAGAUUCGUGAGUGACCUGACAUCUUAGGAAAAGUUGAUUUUUUUAAAAAAACAAAACCUCCCCGUUCCUAUUUCCUCCUGCCCUCCCCGACAGCACUGUAUAAUUCGAUAAAAGGCCUGUGUUUGCCUAUCAUGCUGAGCCACCAAUCAUGGUUUAAAAGCCAUCCUGGUUAAGCCCAAGCCGACUGCCUUGGCUGCCUUGGUUUGCUGUGUGAACCGGGCUGUCACCGUUAGCCAUACUUCGGGGCAGCUUUGCUGGCUGGGGUAUUCUGGAAGUUGAAGUCCUCCAGGCUUAAAGUUGCCAAGAUUGGAGACCCCUGCUUUGGGGUGAAUCUUAACCACUGUGGGCUUGCUCACUUGAAAUAAACUCAUUGCUUAAGAUAAGCUGACUAGGCGUUUGGGAAGGGCCCUGGUUGCGUCUUCUGUUAAAUUAAGCAGAGCUGCUCAAGAUUGCAAAAAUCUGAAGGUGUUGUGUUGUGUUCUCCUUUUGCGGUAAGGGGCGCUUCAGUUGAUGGCUCCGGCAGCCCACAGCUAGAGAUUUUGGAUGGCUGGUUCCCCCAAACCUAGAUACUGCAAGUGCAACCGUUUGGAGGUCUCAGAAGAUUCGGAGAAGCUACCCCAAGUUUAGAGAGCCGUUUUUCUCUCUAGAGGAGAUGAGUGCUUUUAACAGCUCUUGGCAAGAGAGUAGACCCGAGUUUGUAAUCUUUGCAUCUUUUCUGAUCCCAGCUACCCUGUGAAUCUACUGCUGACUCUCUAUCUAUCCCAGAGAUCUAGGGUCCAGCCUUAGAGAAGGAUAUUGCUAACCCUUCUUGUUAAGCUUUAUUGUUUUAACCCAUUACGCUCUAUUGCCAAUCCCUUCUCUGUGUUAAAUUUUCUUGUUAAGCUCUAUGGCUAACUUUUCUUAAGCUCUAUAGCUAAGCCUUCUCCUUAAACUCUGCAGCUAAUCCUCUUUUGUUAAGCACUAUAGCUAACUUUCCUUGUUAAAUCGUGUGGCUAAGUUUACUUCUUAAGCUGUAUAACUUAAUUUUUCUCCUUGUUCAGAUCUGUGACUAACCCUUCUUGUUAAGCUCUAUAGCUAAGCCUCCUCCUUGUUAAACUCUAUGACUAAGUCUUCGAAGCUUUAUAGCUGAGCUUUUCCCUUGUUAAACUCUCUAGCUAACGCUUCUUGUUAAACUCUGUAGCUAAAUUUUCUUUUUAAGCUCUAUAGCUAAGCCUUCUUGUUAAACUCUAUGGCUAACUUUUCUUGUUUACAUUCUAUAGCUAACCAUUCUCCUCAAACUCUGCAGCUAAUCCUCUUUUGUUAAGCACUAAAACUAACUUUCCUUGUUAAAUCAUGUGGCUAAGUUUACUUCUUAAGCUCUGUAGCUAAUUUUUCUCCUUGUUCAGCUCUAUGACUAACCCUUCUUGUUAAGCUCUACAGCUAAACCUCCUCCUAGUUAAAACUCUAUGACUAAGUCUUCGAAGCUCUAUAGCUGAGCUUUUCUUUUGUUAAACUCUCUGGCUAACUCUUCUUGUUAAACUCUAAAGCUAAAUUUUCUUGCUUAAGCUCUAUGGCUAGCCCUUCUUAUUUAUCUCCACUGCUGAUCCUUCUCCUAGUUUCUUCUCCUUUCUCUCUUGGGCUGUGGCUGAAACCGGCAUUUGGUAAUGUAGUCUGGGGACCGAUCGGACGCCUCAAACGAUUGCGACAGUCGGGUGCGAGCGCGAGAAUCAGCCUUCUCCUUUGUGUAACUGUAAAUCUGCAAGAUGCCCUCCCCUGGCUGAGUGGCUCACCUAGCCCAUCCCGAGAAGUGUUAUAGGCAGUGAAUAUACCAUCAGGCGUAAAAGCUAAAGGAAAUCCCCACGCCUUGGUCCGAUUUUGAACUGGAUCUUGGUGCCAUUGCCCACAAGGGGUGAAUUUCCCUUCCACUAGCCAAGCCCCAGAUUCGGCUUCCUUCUGCACUGGGUGCACCCAAGUAGGUUUCAGACACCCUGUUAACCCUCUAUUAGUGCAAAAAAUUUUUGUGGGGGGGAGAAGGGUGGGGAGAAAAUGUCUUUGCAGGCCGAGUAGUCCCCAAACGGUUUGCUUGGAGAAUAUCAAACUCCCUGCUUAGGAGUUUUGAAUAAAUGUGAAUAAAUGCGCACCCGUCCUUCCAGCGGGACUCUGGGAACCCCCUGAACGGUAACGGCUCUCCAGCUGUUGCCCCUUAUAUCCUCUGCCCCCAUCCCCACCCCCUGAAAAAGUUGCCACGAUACCUGCCUGCUCCCUCUCGGCCCUUCUAUUCCCCCAAUAUCACCAACCUUCCAGGGGACAAUGUGCCUGCAAUAGAGGUUUGGUGCACUGCAGCAUUUUCACGAUGCAACCUGGUUAAGGGAAUGGAAAACGCUGCUCGCUCUAUCUCUCCCACCCACCCCUUUUUUUUUUUGCUUUCCCCUAAGCAGGUCAAAACUGAGAUGAUGGAAGCCGGGAAGAGGGAGGGGAGAGCGUUAUUCUCCAUUGAGCGUGCAAUGCCUUAAACUAAGUCAGCAACUUUCCUGUCCCCUGCCAAGAACAGCCAGAGGGCUGUGUGUAAUGGCUGUUGCUAUUUUUCUUUUUUCUUCUUUUUCUUCCAUUUGGGCAUUCAUUCGUUUUGGAAACUGGCAAAAAACAGCCUUCACAGGUCCAAAAUUCCAGAAACAGGGACUUGUGGGUAUUACCUAAAACCCAUCGGCCUCUCCUAAUCCUUUCCUCGCUGGAACAAGGCAGGUUCCGGGGCUUUUCAAAGUUUUGAUUUAUUUGGGGGAUUGCUUGAGACAGCUGAACAGAGCAAUGUUUUAUCAACUUUGGUGGUUUUACAAUGGAUGGAUUUCAACUCCCAGAAUUCCCCAGCCAGCCAUGCUGAAAGAUGGGUGGAAUUCUGGGAGUUGAAGUCCGCUUGGAGGGAUUUGAAGCGAUACUCCUUAAAACGGAGAUAAUUUUUCCUCCCCAUUUUUCAAGUUUUCUUCCCACAGCGGGUUUCAUAUACAGUACCACCUUUGCGAUAUUUUUAUUAUUAUAUUAUUAUUAUUGUUAUUAUUUCUCCUUCUCCCAGUGGGUUUUUCAAGCAUUUUUCUAGUCCAUUCCUGAAGAUUUGCGUUCUCGCACCUUAAAAGUUUUAAUCCAAUGAAAACUUUUAAACAGCAAGCGGGAUCAGUUCAGUCCUAGGAAAAACUUCUUGGUUUAAUCGGGGAAUAAAAGUUUAUUAUUUCUCUUCCUCUUCUCCAUUUCACUCCAAGGGAGGGAAGGGUAAAACGCGAUACGCUCUUUUAAAACCUCAAAACCUCCCAGUUUCUUUUUAAAGAAAAAAACACACAAAAAAGAAAGUACAUUUGGGGCUUUUUUAAUGGGGAAAUUUCAUUUAGGAACUCGGGGUGGGGGGUGGGGGCGGUUUGGUCCUUUUUUAAUUUUGUUUUUUUAAAAUAAAAUAAAAUAAAAUAAAAUAACAGUAUUUCUGUGAUAGGGGCUGAUACCAUAAUUGAGGGUUUUAAUUUCUCUCUAUAUAAUGUGAUUUCCCUGCUGUGGAUCAGGUGUAUAAAUUAAAGAAUUCAUAACGAAGCG
Ahaetulla prasina is the source of this 4996-nucleotide messenger RNA. RefSeq lists its product as uncharacterized. The transcript has 2 exons. The record is from RefSeq and is a predicted model, not a curated record. The coding region runs from base 1 to 1035 and encodes 344 amino acids. NCBI's taxonomy places the organism in Eukaryota, Metazoa, Chordata, Lepidosauria, Squamata, Colubridae.